AUAAUGCAAGGGACCUCCUUUUUUAAACACAAACCGAAUUUUCUUUCAUUUAGGCUAUAUAUACUUUUAAAUAGUUUUAAGUCGUAGUUUUUUUGGAAAGCAUUUCGCCCUGGAGCGGUGCGCAAUGCUAUCGCACGCCGACCUCCUGGAUGCUCGCCUCGGUGAGUUAUCGUCACCAAACUCCGGUCUUCAACUCUACUGGAUGAAGGAUGCCGCGGCGGAGCUUCUAGGACACAGGGAGGCGUUAAAGUGUAGACUAGGAGCUGGGGUGUCUGACCCCGGGCAUCCGGGCGAUAUAGCCCCAGGUCCCGAUGCUGUUGAAGGAGCGACGCUUCUGUCUGGAGACGAUAUGAACAAUGCUGGAUCAAAUCCUUCCGGCAUGCAGGUCAACACAAAAGACCAGGAAAAACAACAACAGCAGCAGAAUUCCAACCAGUCAGGUAGUCAACAAAGCCAACAGAAACAGAAACGGCACCGGACCCGUUUUACUCCUGCCCAGCUUAACGAACUUGAAAGAAGCUUCGCCAAAACCCAUUACCCAGACAUCUUUAUGAGGGAAGAACUGGCAUUAAGGAUCGGUCUUACGGAAUCACGUGUGCAGGUUUGGUUUCAGAAUAGACGUGCCAAAUGGAAGAAGCGAAAGAAGACCACCAACAUUUUCCGAGCUCCGGGCACCUUGUUGCCCACUCACGGCAUGCCACAAUUCCCUUCUGCUGCCGCGGCAGCAGCGGCGAUGGGCGACAGCCUCUGCUCUUUCCAUGCCAACGAUACCCGCUGGGCCGCAGCCGGAAUGCCCGGCGUUUCUCAGCUGCAACUCCCGCCCGCUUUGGGCCGGCAACAGGCGAUGGCGCAGUCCCUGUCCCAGUGCAGCCUUGGAGCUGGUCCCCCGCCCAACUCGAUGAGCCUUUCCAACAUGUCGUCUAACGGCUCAGGGCUCCAGUCACACCUGUACCAGCCCACAUUCCCUGGCAUGGUACCGGCUUCCCUCUCCGGCGCUACAAAUGUGACCGGCUCGCCCCAGCUUUGUAGCUCUCCGGACAGUGACGUCUGGAGAGGGACAAGCAUCGCCUCCCUGCGCCGCAAAGCGUUGGAGCACACGGUCUCCAUGAGUUUCACCUAAUGAGAACGACUGAUGUUGCCUUUUUUUCUUGUCAUCUCGUCAUAACAUACUGGGAAGACAACUCAGGAUGUGAAAUUUUUCAUGUGAAAAUGAGAGAAAAGGAGACUGGGUGUGUGCAGCAUAAUUGAAAGGCACAUCUGCUUAGGACGUGGAGGAUCAUUUCGAAUUAUAACAUCGUUUUCGGCGUCCUUGUGAUUUUUCAACUCUUGACUUUGCUUCGACGUAUUUCAAGACAUAUCUAUUUAUUGCCAUCAUUAUGUAUUUAUGGAAUUAUGAGUUUAUUUAUUCAUUGAUUGAUUCUUUUUUACGUCGGUCGUCCCGUUUUUGAUUUCCAUUAGACGUGACUGCACUGCAUUAGAUGAACAGCAGAUAUGUUCAUUGUGUUUGAUUUAAGUUACUUAUUCUUAUUAUGUUAGAUUUACACUCAGAUGGAGAAAAAAAAAACGUUUUCUAAGUCCACCUGCACUGCGCCCACGGAGGGGCUGGCGGUACAAGUAGCAGUGCACGUGAGUGAAUCCCGGAAGUAUAGCCCAUGUGCAACCGGAAUGGGCAAAAUACUUUUUUUGACGUGGCAAAAUUUAACGAGAGAAUCCGCGAAGCAUCAUAGUUGUUUGCAUGUGCUGACCAGGUAAUACAUUGGGAGGUAUUAAUUUUAAAACAAGAAAAUUACAUUUUGUUAACCUGUUAUAUGGGAUGUUUUGUGUAGAUAAAACAUUCUUGUUACCUUCUGGUCGAUUUGUGAUAUGUUCUAACUUAUUGUCUGUGCUUAUUAUUGAAACUUGGUUUCCUAAAUGUUUGAUCCCAUACCAGCCACAUAAUUUUGUUUCCUGGACAGGUUUAUAUCAGUUUAAUGUAAAUGGAUAAAUAAAAUCAUUUUCAAUAUGU
This is a messenger RNA of Anguilla rostrata (American eel), 2005 nucleotides long. Its product is annotated as homeobox protein orthopedia B. The coding region runs from base 125 to 1120 and encodes 331 amino acids. NCBI's taxonomy places the organism in Eukaryota, Metazoa, Chordata, Actinopteri, Anguilliformes, Anguillidae. The record is from RefSeq and is a predicted model, not a curated record. Gene Ontology annotation, molecular function: DNA-binding transcription factor activity, RNA polymerase II-specific; DNA binding. Gene Ontology annotation, biological process: neuron differentiation; regulation of DNA-templated transcription. The transcript is spliced from 3 exons.